Molecule: messenger RNA, 4497 nt
Organism: Gavialis gangeticus (Gharial)
Lineage: Eukaryota; Metazoa; Chordata; Crocodylia; Gavialidae
Gene: CFAP251
Product: WD repeat domain 66
Exons: 21
Coding region: 113-3616 (1167 amino acids)
Cellular component (GO): sperm flagellum
Molecular function (GO): protein binding
Source: RefSeq, a predicted model, not a curated record
CUUCCCCUGCAGCAGCUCCGUAUUUCCGGCCUGUCGGCAGCGGUUACUAUGGGAACGGGCAUCACUACAAACAGAACCGGGGCGAGCGGCGGCGGAACGUGUGUAGGAGCGGAUGGAUGAUGAUCCUGGCGAAACCCCGUUGAAGGGAUCAGCAAGAGGAGGCACUGAAAAUGGUGCAGAUCCACCAGGAGCUCUGCAGGAAGAAGAAAUGUCUCAGGAGGCAGAGUCACCGAAGGAGGUCACAGAAGCCUCCCUUGAGGGGACGCAAGGUGACCUGGGGCCCCUGGAUGUGGUGCAGGCAGACUCUGAGGCACCUCCUGAAGAGAGCAAGCUGCACACCACGAUUUCACAUGAUGCUGUAGCUGACGUCCUGGAGACUCCAUCCAAUGAACGAGAAGAAGCCGCAGAAAUACUGGAGGAUGCGGAUCAAGGUGAACAGCUUCCCCCAGCAGAGACUCAGCCUGAGAGCGUGGCUCCCACUGUGCUGUUGAGUCCUGUCGGCAGGGAGCAGAUGUGUGAUGCUGCUGAGCUCCCAUCUGCGGGGAGAGCAGAAGAACCUGCAGAAACAACGGGGACAUUGGAGGGUACAGGACCAGAUGAAGAGCUGACUCCUGCACAGCCUCCACCAGGGAGCGAGAGGCUGACACCUCCACGCCCCACCAGCAGCGAGCAGGAAAUGCAGCAGCUGGGUCAGGAAGGCCAAGAAAGUCACCAGAAAGGUCUGGGAGGCGAAGACCAGGGGAGCUCAGCGGAGCAGGAAUCCCGGAGCAGUGAAGGAGGUGCUGUCAUGGGCCAGGAAGAGGAGAGGGCAUCAGCGGUGUCCUCGGCCACUCCAGGCUUGUUGUUUGAAGAACAGAAGUAUGAGAAAACUCAUCCGCUUAGCUUGUCUUGGGUGUUCGGUUACAACAGCAAGCUCCCUGUUUACAGCCUGCUCGAUGAGGAGAACAGGGUGAUCCUGUACGUUUCUGCUCACACUGCUGUGAUCCACGAUGUUGUCAGGAAUAGGCAAUAUCACCUGCAGGGUCACUCAAAUUCUAUUUCUUGUCUGUGUGUGAGUGUAGACAAGCGGUGGAUUGUGACAGCUGACCAAGGACCUGACAAUCUGGUUAUUGUGUGGGACGCUUUCUCUGGGAUUCCUGUGCACACUAUAUUCGGCCAUCCAGGAGAUGGGGUCAGUGCUAUUGCUAUUUCCCAUGAUGCUAAGUAUUUGGCAACCAUCGGUGCUGGCAGAAUACAGAGAGCAUGCGUUUGGAAGUGGACUUCGCCUGAAGAGAAACCCCAGUGUAGCAUAGAGCUGGAGCCCAGAUUUGGGUACCAGAACUACAUUACUUUCAAUCCAAAAGAUCAUGGAGAGUUUGUCAGCAACAGUAAAACUCAAGUGAUAUUUUAUCUGUGGGACAGUGAUGGGUUGCGGUACAGUGCCCCUCUUCUAACUGACAGAACCUUCAACAAGGUGGUAGGACUCUUCAGUCAGUCCAUUUUCCACUUUAAGAACUUGCAAGCUCUGACGGGCACUUCAGGUGGGAAGCUGGUGGUGUGGGAUGCAGUCUGCCCGCCGUCCGGGCCUGCCGACUUGUCCGUCAAGCCAUAUAAUAUGAAGGCUAUUAAACUGAUGCACCUGCAGAAAGAUGCCCUCACUGUGCUUACAGUAUCUGACAGCUAUUUUGUAAUGUGUGAUGUCAAAGGUCACAUCAAAUUCUAUGACGGCCAGCUGCAGCUCGUGAACUGGUACAGCCACUUCAACCUGGGGCCCAUCUACUCCAUUUCCUUUUCCAAAAGCCCUCCUGAUCCCGGUAGCUGCCGCUCAAACUACUCCAGUUCUUGCACCAUAGGUGGCCAGCCCUUUAUUGUCAGGAAUUUUAUCCUCUCCACGUUGGAUGCGACCGUGCUGCAUGUUACGCCAGAGGGAACCAAGCUGGAGAAACUGUUGGAGGAGGCCAAGGAAGCUGUUAAUGCCAUCUCUUGCCAUCCUACCCAGCCGCUUCUUGCCAUAGGCAGUCACUGUGGGCUGCUGAAGGUGUGGGACUACCAGCAAACCCAGUACCUCACUAGCAGAAUAUUUACUGGGGCCAGCAUCCAGUGUCUGUCCUAUGACCCAGAAGGUUCUUCCCUGGCGGCUGGUUUUACUGACGGAAGCCUUCGCAUCCUUGAUAGUAUUUCUCUGGACGAUGACUGUAAAGAGUUCAAGUACUCAAGAGGCUCGCUGACUCAUCUUUGCUUCUCCCACAACUCUCAGUAUCUUGCUACUGCUGAUGAAAAAUUCUCAGUGACUGUUUACAAAGUAACCCUGAGAAAUGGCAGAAAGUCCUGGGAACAUCUUGCAGGGCUUCACGCGCACUAUAAGACGAUUCGAAGUGUAAUAUUUGGUGUCCAGUUGGACAGCAAUGAACCCAGGCUCUUAAGCCUUGGGGAGGACAGACUGUUGGUGGAAUAUGAUCUGGGCAGCAGCAGCAAAGAUCAGCUGGCGAUCCUGCGAAGGGACCGCAUCGAGCAGUGCGCCAUCCCCUUGUCUCUGGCCUGGUACCCGCCCUUCACGACGGAGUCCUUCAUCCUCACGACUAACAAUCAGUACAAAAUGAAGCUCUAUAAUGCAACGACCAAAAUGUGCAGAAAGACGCAUCUGGGACCAACCUAUGGUUCCCCUCUUGAGAAGAUACAGAUCCUUCCAGUAACAAAAAGUCAGGAUCCUCAGAAGCGAUACCUGGCCUAUAUUGCAAAAGAUAAGGUGGGUCUGCAGAUUUUGCCUAUGGAUGGUAACCCGCACAAGUCCUCAGCUUUCAUCUGCCACCCAGGAGGUGUCUCCAACCUUGCUAGUUCCUAUGAUGGAUGCUAUGUCUUUACAGCUGGGGGUAAUGACCGCACCGUGAUGAAGUGGGAAAUUAAUUUGAAUGCUUUGGAGGCUGCUGUUUCCCUGGGUGGUGAGGAUUUGAUCCCAUUCUACAACCUGCUGGAUGGUGGCAGAGAUGGCGAAUUCUUCAGGGAGCUGGAGGACUAUUUUUACUAUGCACAGCUGCGGAGCCAGGGCAUUGAUACAAUGGAGACCAGACAGGUGUCAACUCACAUUCCCUUGGAGGAAGUUCCUUUUGUAAUGCGAGCAAUGGGGUAUUAUCCAUCAGAGGAAAAGAUUGAAGAUAUAAUAAAUGAAGUAAAAUUCACUGAGUAUGUAGCUACUGGGAAGCAGGUUACCAAAAUCAAUUUGGGAGAUUUUAUCAAACUCUACAUAAAUCAUCGACCAGCAUUUGGCUUGUCAGUUAAAGAAAUACAAAGUGCCUUUCAAGUUCUUGGCUAUGAAAAUGAGAACGGAGAAAAAGUUAUUAAGAGAGGAGACUUGCUACAGCUGCUUCAGUGUAGAGGGGAGCACAUGACAGAGGAGGAACUGGCAGAGUGUCUUUCCACCCUGCUGGGCAUGAAUCCUGAGGGAGGAACAUCUGAGCUAGGUACUUGUGAUCCCACAGGUAAACAUUUAAUAUUCUGCAAAGCACAGAAGUUAAAUUUCUUUAGCUCCUUUAACACAAUAAUGCAACUUGCAAACCCUAUCGCCCUCUGUCCAACAGCUGUCAAAAAUGUGCAUUUGAGAUUGCAAAUGCAGAGUGCACAGAUCAAAGAUAGUGCAUAGCCCUAACUUCUGUGGGUAUUGGAUAUUCAUGCCCAGUCUAUGAAUCAAGCGUGCCAAUGUGUAACAGUCUAAAAUAGCAUCCAGUGAGAGUUUUCUGCAAAGGAUCUCUGCCUGCUGAAGGUGCUUUUAGAAGGAACUGCUUAGUGGCAUAAGCCCCAGCCUUGAUUAAAAUAAAAUCAGAGUAGGGUAGAAAUACCACUGUUUCAUUCUGAGGUAGGUCCAUUAGCUGCCACACAAUUUUCUAGAUGUGGGGCUUGCAGAUGAGACUUUGCUAACCAAAGACCAGUAUAUUCUGCACAUCCCAUGCUGCCUUUGUAAGAAUUAAAGCUUAAAUCUGUUCUUUUCCCCCUACAUUACUUGAAACAGGAAGUUGCUUUAGUCUUUAAAGCAAAUGACUACAGUUUUCUGAAAUCUGAAUAACCGUAUCUGAGAUUGAGCACAUUAAUAAUGACAUUAGAACCAUUUUAAAGGAAUUCACGGACAAGGAAUGAAAAUAACCUCAUCGUGAUUCACAUGGUCAGAACUGGAAGAGACCAAUUGCAGUGCUGUAGAUCACUUAGUCUAUGUCUAGUCCUCAGUGGCUGUAGGGAAUGUGCUGCAUCUUAUAGAAUCAGGCCCUUUUCUUCUCCUCACAGGAGAUGUAUCACUUCAACACUUAACACUAUUUAAGAUCCCUUUAGUAUACCUUUGUAGACAUUCGACUCCCAAACUACUGGUUACCAGUGUUAUUGAUCAGGAAACUUGAUUGUUUUGUUGGGGGGGUGUUUGGCUUUUUUUUCCCCUCUAGGUGCAGCAGGUUUGAUUGAAGAAGAAAUUCCAGAGGAAAUCACAGCAGAGAUAUUCACUGCUGACAUUCUUGGCUUACCUAUUCCUGAACCAGA